AUGUCGUUCUUUGGAUUCGACACCACCCUGCCGCGUGAUCAAGGCGCACCGUCUGGCUCGCGCGGCAUGUUCGAUUCUCACGACCCUUUCGCUGGUCUCAGCCGUGACGGCGACGACGGAGGAGAGGUUCUUGACUUUGAGCAGACCUACGAUGGGCUAGGCCAUCAUCUGCAGGAGUCUGGCGAUACCUUCAAUGACGACACCUUUGGAGGUGAUGAGCCUGUGACGAGAGAUCAAGUUGGACGUGACUUCGACUUUGCCGGCGAGACGGCCAAGAUUAGGGAUACGUUGCUGGAAGAGCAAGCAUUGCACCACGCAAGACAACCGCUACCGCAGGCACGUGCGCCCAAACCAGCGAAGACCGGCUAUGAAGCAUACAAGCAGCCAGAGUACAUUCCAAAGCUGGAGGCCGAUGCUUCCAUCUGGGGCAAGCCAGUACAGCGGAAGCCUACCGAGCAGCCCAAGCAAGACAAUGCCCCCAAGAUGAUGAGUCUGGAAGAGGUGGAGGCUGCCAUGCGCACGCAGUCGAGACCUACACCACCUGCGCAGCCUCUUCAAGAUGUUCAGGCUCAGACUCUAGGCUUGAAGAAUAUGCUAGGACUGGGCAGCACUCCCACUCCUUCGGCUCAACCCCAGCAACAGCCUCCUCCACCUCAGUUCGAACAACGUCCGCCACAGAUUCUGCAGCGUCCUCAGCAGGCUCCACAAGAGCAACAACAACCCACGCCAGACUACAACCUUCGCGCGCCACAUAUCUUGCAGAGACAGCAUUCGCCAGCUCAAGGUCGACCACAAUCUCAGGACUUCCAUGGCCAGCCACCUCAGCCCACGCACUUCCAGCAACCGCCACCUGGCAUGCCAAUGGGUGGUCCUCCACCCCAUGCCCCACGCGGUCCAAUGCACGCUAUGGCUCAAGCGCAGGCUCACGCCCACAACCGUGGUCCAUCAUAUAGCGGUCCGCCUAUAACACAGGCACAGCAAAUGAUGUCCAUGACACCUGAGGAUCGUGAAGCUUAUCUUGCUGAGGAAGCGAAGAGAGCCAAGAGAAAUCACAAAAUCUUCCUUCUCAGCAAGAACAAUGGUCUCAUGACUCCGCAGGACAAGAAUUUCAUAACAAGAAUUCAGCUCCAGCAGUUACUGACCGCCACCGGUGGUGUGGAUAACGAGCCAGGCAGUGAGGAGCAACUCGCCGAAGACUUCUACUACCAGGUCUACGCGCAAAUACGUGGCCCACCAAGAAGCGGGCCAGGCCAGCCGUUGAACCAGUUCGCUCAAACCUAUCUCUUCCAAACCGGCAGUCGGUACGGAUAUGGGCGCAGUCGGCAUCACCCACGCGGUGGCGAUAAUCAUGUCCAGCGAAUGGAGCAGCAAGUCGCGAGGGCAGUCGAAGCUGCCAAGGCAAGGCCAAAGAACAAGCAACUCGUUAUGGAGGGGUCGCUGGGGAAGAUUGCUUUCAGCAACUCAAAGACACCACGCCCGCUUCUUAACAUCAAGCGACCAGAUUCCGCAGCUCAGAUGAGACACCCACCCAAGCCCGCGGACCGGAAGACGACACUACGAGAUAUCGAGGCGCUAUACUCGACAUUGAUGCGUCUGGAAGAUCACGAGAGAAAGCUGCCGCCACCGCCUAAUGAGGACAGUUCCCCAGAGGUCAUAGAAGGCCAUAUGCGGUGGCGGAGCGAGAUGCAAGAGCUCAACGAACAGUUGUGGAAGGCUCUGAAGGUUAUGGAGCCGAUUCAGCCAAACCCAGCUACACCGCAUCCUUUCAUUCAGCUCCUCUCACAUGGCAAGGGAAAGAAGGCCAUUCCUCGUGUUUUCCGACACCUCGACGACAACCAGCGCCUAACCAUGCUCACGCUCAUUGUCAUCCACCUCGACAUUCUGGACGUCAUCCGCGAUGCAUACCCACCACAAGACAACUCACCAAUCCCCGCCCGUGUGAAGGAGGAAGUCGAACUCUUCAGCCAGGCCGUCAUCCCGCCACUUCUCUCCUACAUCAACGAGGCACCUUUGAACAUCAUCAUCGGCCUCGUCGGUCUCGUGCUCGACCGCGUACACGUGCAGAUCAUCGUCCGCACAAAGAUCGGCAUCAGCCUCCUCACCAUGCUCACCUCCCGCGCCGAGCUCGUCCGCCAGCAACAACACGGCACCGAAGAAUGGCAGCAGUGGACCGAGCUCUACAGCAAGCUCUUCGACACCAUCGAGCCGGUCCUGCCGUACAUCUUCCCCACCGACACUAACAUCUCCGCCAGCGAAGACGUCCACGUCUGGCAAUUCCUCGCCACGAUGGGUGUCGGCGCUACGCCUGAUCAGCAGCAGAGGUUGGUUCUUGGUGCCAAGGAUCGUGUCAUGGAGACGGUGACGGUUAGCAAGACGUUGCCGGAGGAGAUGAGCCAGAAGAGGUUGGGCGAUGUGAAUCUGUUCAUGAGGGCUAUUGGGUUGGAUGUGGAGUUGCUGGGUUGA
Messenger RNA from Zasmidium cellare ATCC 36951, 2463 nucleotides. RefSeq lists its product as uncharacterized. Bases 1 to 2463 code for a protein of 820 amino acids. The transcript is spliced from 2 exons. The record is from RefSeq and is a predicted model, not a curated record. Gene Ontology annotation, cellular component: P-body. NCBI's taxonomy places the organism in Eukaryota, Fungi, Ascomycota, Dothideomycetes, Mycosphaerellales, Mycosphaerellaceae. Gene Ontology annotation, biological process: deadenylation-dependent decapping of nuclear-transcribed mRNA; P-body assembly. Gene Ontology annotation, molecular function: RNA binding.